AGACAAUAAGAACACAGAAGAAAGUAUCCUCGUCGUACGUAUAGCGUUUGCACAGAGGUAGCUGUUUCCUUCUGUGAUUCAGUGCCCUCGUAGGCAGUCAUCGUUCUUAUCAACUCUGCUAAACAGUGAAAGUAGAGUGCUUGAAGUGCGUUUCAUUCGUCUUGCAUUGUACAGUCUUCUGUACGUCCCAACCCGGAGUGGAUAUCGAAUAUCAUUUCCAGUGUGGUAAACUUCUCGAGCCAAAUGUUUCCGCAACUGUGGCUGUAGUCUGUGAGUGGAUUAAUUGGAAUAAUGGAUAAAUUCAACGAAUUCUGGGAGCUGCUCUCCGACAAAAGUGUUUAUAUUGGCAAGGAGCUUAUUGCGUACUACAAAACUUUACACGAGAACGAGGAUGGAUCGCCCCUAUCGGAGCAGAGCUGCCACUUUCUGCUGCAGAACUUGUUGGUCAAUCCAUAUCCAACCUGUCAGCUGUUGCGGCUGUUGGCUACCAGCAAAAUACCCCUGAAGAAUAACACCAUUCGGGAAAUUUGCGAUGAAGGAAUGUUGGAUUUCCUGGAGAGCUUCGAGCAGGACGAUGUCGAAAAGUUCUACAAUUUGAUUGCAAAUAAUCUGCUUUCAAGUGGGGCAAUUAAUCAGAUUGUGCCGAUCGUGCUGGAAAUGUUGGACAAGAAACUCAUUGACAGAGAACUACUGUUGUUGGCUUUGGUGUCCAGGAAAUCCCAAAAGAUGCUGAAGCAUUUUCUCAAAAAUCUCGAAAUGACUCGGGAGCAGUGGUAUCACCAGUGCGCGGUCGAAUAUAAGCGGCAUUUCAUGAUAGAUAUCUUGAACAGUAGUGAAACUCUGUUCAAUGACGUGACUCUCUGCGAUUAUGUUCGUGUGUUUCGAUUGAUCGUGGACAUAAAUGAGGGCAAGUCGCAGAUCCUUGAUGUCCCCCGUGAGCUCAAAUUCCAGGACGGAAGUUUUCUGAGUAUGUAUUUGAAGGAGAUGAGGCGAACACAACUUCUACAAGCGUUAUUCGGUGGGCGUGAAGUCGAAUGGGUGGUAGAUGAUUUCGCAAAGGAGUCCUCCGUAAUUGCCCUACACAUGAAGAAGGGGUUGAAAAUUCUACCCCACCACUAUGAUCAGCUUUUGGAAGCAAUCUCUGAGAACGAUAGGUUGAAUGAAGCGAUCUUCGAUGAUUUCAUGUCGGAGAGAAUCAAAGAUGUUCAUUGUUCAGAAGACGCGCGAUCGCUGCAAAUGCUGAUGCUUUGGUCUUUUGUGAUAGACGUCCUAAAGCUAUCGCCUCAUCAGCAAACUUUUGACGACAUUCUCGAAAGCAGAACCAGCAGCAUCAAAGCAGUUUUAAAAUCCAUUGAACAUAACGAAACUUUCGUCGAACUGCUGGAAGGUGUACUAACUCUGUUAUUUGCUCGAUAUGAGCAUCUACCUCGGAGGUCUCAUGGCCAAGUCGGCUUCAUGUGUUCAAACGUUGUGUUGGAGGCGAUUUUGAGCAACUUGAAAUUCGUUGCCGCGCACAAAAUACAUACAGCAAACUACGACAAUGCAAAUGAUGAGCUGAAAGCUCGUCUAACCAAUUGUAUCGAUAUCAUCAACGACGCUCUCUGGAGGAUUUCGUUGUUUUCGAACACAUCAAACAACGAAAUAUCGCAGAUCAAGCUGGCGGACUUCGACUCCAGCAAUGUGAUAGCCAAGCUGCCGGAUCUGGUGCAGGAUGACGAAGACAACAUAAUGCACAGUGCAGAGGCCCUCCAGGAUCGAAGGAAAAAGUAUUCCACCUUACCCAAGCGCAAACAUUCCAAACGCGGUUCCAAACCCCCUCAGAUAUCAUCCAGUGGAUCAACCGGUCCGCGAACCAUGCGCCAUUCCCUUCCGCCUAUGAACACAAUGAGCUCAUCUUUGGACGCGACUAUCACCGAAAUGGUGUCGCGACCGCGAAGUCUGAUUCCGAAAAUGCUCGGCUCGCCGGAGAAGUUGGCAACCUAUUGUCUCGUCAACAAAAAGUUCGACGAAGCCAAAUCCAUUAUUAGAAGCAACAACCUGUCGGCCACCCCCGUAGGCCAUGAGCUGCACUUCGUGGAGAACUUCAACCACAUUCAAGAUAAACUGGGUCCUCUGAUCGCUCGUUACGAUGCGAUGCAAUCGCAACAAAACAGUGGUUCCAUGCUGGAAGACAUUCGAUCCCGGACGGCGAUCGGUUUCGAAGCCGCCAAGAUUAUUAGCACUGUGGAGACGUUUGCUAACGAGCAGAAAAUCCAGCAAAGUGAUCAGGAUCGGCUGCUGCUCGACAAGCACAGUGCACAGUACCCGUUCCUAAGGCUGUUUUGCGGGGACCAUCUUCGCAAUGUUCACCCAAUGGAUCUUAUGCUUGGAUUGCCGAUGAACUACGAUCUCAGUCUCAAUCUGUAUAAUCUCGUUUCAUUGGGUUUGGAUAAACCGGUGGAGGGGUUGGAUGGCAAGAGUUGUGCCUACGUUGGUUUUCUGAAACGACUGCUCGACGAUAUACAGCUGUUUAGGGUCGAUGAAGUGAACGCUGAAAAGCAGCUGAUAACUUUUCGUCAUUUGCUAAGCCAAGAAGUAUGUCCUUUGGAUCCUGCGCAAUUGGGGCAGCUGUUGGACACGCGACGCAACUUGAUUUCGUCGAAAUGCUUGGAGGAUUUCAAAGUAGACUUGCGGAGCAGCCGUUGGAGUGUGUGUAAAAAGAUAUGGAAAUUUGUGGAUGGGGCCGAGAAGCUGAUGCGACUAUUGGGUAGUAGCGAAGAUUUGCUCACAUCAAAUGAUAUCAUGAAGACAGAUCUGCAAGAUAUCGUCGGAAGGUUGGUGUUUGAGAAGAAGGUAUCACCAUUAGUGUUGGAACAACUAGUUGCCGGAACCAAUUCGAAUCUGGUCCAUAUGAUCGUCCAGUACUUUUCGAAAAAAGUCGGAAGAGGAUUAGAAAACAACAUCGAGGAAAUGUACGAUGUUGUUAACUACGUUUCGCUGCGGAAUGACCUGCUAGGUAUUCUUUUGAAGGAACUUGCUGGCUGGGAUACGGGGAUCAACUUAGUCACAAACUUGAAAAAACUUUCUUGCAUGGAGAUCUUUGAGCCCUUGUGCUGCGAUAAAUUAACUUUGCUGGAUAUCGAUCGAUUUCAGGUGCAGUUACUUCUGAAUAAUGUAGACUGCCAAGAUAUUCAACGUCUUCGUAUAUUGGAUUACAUCCUGCAACGAGGUUCCAUAGUCGAAGACUCGGAUCAACUUCAAGUGCUGAGACAUGCCGUUGUGUCGAACUUACUUGAUUCAGUAGAAUACAAUCCAGCGCUGCCCGUGGAAGUGAUAAUUAGAAACACCAAAGACAUCAAUCAGAAAGCUGAGUAUCUCCUGAAGUACAUGGAACGAAUUUUAAAAAGUGAAACCAUUCUGGAGUUGAUCAAUAGCAUUCUUCUGUCUCAAAAUGUUACCUCACUAAGCUUGGAAUGUAAGCAACUGUUGGAAUCGUGGAGAGUCAAGCAGCAAAUCUACUCUGAACUCAGCGCCACGCUCGAGAAUCAUGACUGGCACACAAUACGGAACCUGUCAGAAAAUGGCAUCACGCAAGUAACCAUUUUAGAAUGUUUGAUAUUACGGAAUAUGUACGAUUUGUGUUCUCGUUGGACCAAAAUCCACCCCUUGAAUCCUUCCGAUGAUUCCAAUUUUUUCGACUUCUUUAAACUUACUGUAAUGAAAACAUUACGCCUCAAGGAAGAUUGUUCGGCUCUGCUGGCUAUUAUCGAAGGAAUGCCCAGCGAGCACGUCAUCGAUUUCUACGAGAAUACGAUGCUGCAUGUGAGAAACGUAGAAAUCGUGAAACAUGCGGUGAAAUAUCUGGAAGACAACGGUGAAAAUACGAAGAAGUACCAGAAGUAUCGAAUAUCGCUGGCAAUCAUCGACCGUCUUCCGGAGGACGGUUCAGAAUUCUAUUGGAAUCUCAUAAGUAGGCCGCUGUUAAUUAUUGAGCAGUACCUGAUGAACUCAAAACUGGAACUGCUUUCGACUGUAAUGGAAUCUGUGCGAAUAUUGCUGAAGGAUGAUAUUUGCGCCACCUGUUUCGAACAACGUGAGUGCAUUCGUGAUCUUCGUGGGCGCCUUAAUGGUUCUAUUGAUCUGGAUUCCAGCCACGAUCAUCAGUUUAUCACCAACGAAUGCAUCGAUUGUCUGCUCAGAAUCUACGCAGGAAAAGCGCUCGACUACCGCGUAUCGAGCGAGUCUGGAACAUCGGAGGGAUCUAUGCUGAACAACAGUUUGGAACUGUCCAGCUUGGAUUCGCUGUAUGGAGCGUUCAUCAUGCCGAAAACGCCACCAACUAAGGAUGCCUGGGUACGGGAUGAAGAUGCCAAUCAAUGUAUGUGCUGUAGAAGAAGCGUAUUCUCGAUGCUGAAUCGGCGACAUCAUUGUCGUCGCUGUGGGAGAGUGGUUUGCCACUCCUGUUCCAAGGAGAAAUUGGAAAUUCCGGAACUCUACGAAAAUGUGCCGGUGCGAGCUUGCGAUGACUGUGUGAAGCAAUCUUUGAUUAAGCAAAAUGUUCCAGCAGUUAAAUCCAAUGUGUUGGUUAAUCUGCAGAAUUCCGACGAGUGGCAGUUGACGGGUAAUGUGCGCAACGAUAACAUCAUUCGGGAUGAAUACAGCUACGAGUAUGCGCCGUCUACCAGUCAGUGCCUUGCUAUUUGUAACCUUCAUAGCCAAAACGAAGAACUAUCGAACUUCCUGUUGUACCAUUGCGCCAAACUGGAAUCCUUGCUACGUCCUAUUCGUGCUGGUUAUCCAAACCCUGAAUUAGAUUACGCUUUAGUAUCGAGAAUGCUGCUGAACCUAACAUUGGCGGCCAAAGUGCGCGGACUGGAAUUCACCGAAGCGGACAAAAUGAAAGAACACGCCGAAAUAAUCCUUUCGAUGGUCAAUAACAACUGUGAGUCGCUUUUGCUCCAGGAAUCGAUGAGCAGUAUUAAUCUGCGUAAGCUGAGGGAUGCUCUUGUCCAUGCCGAAAAGUGGACACUGGCUCUGGAACUGUCCCUCAAGUGCGGUUUCUCAACUAGUGGAGUGAUGGCUGCUUGGGGCACCACUUGCUUACGGGCAGGUUGCUUCGAGACUGCUCGAGAUAAAUUCUCCUAUUGCUUACAGAAGCUCUCUACAGAUGCCGACAAUAGCACAAUUUUGAACUGCAUCGAAUCUCCGGAGUCCAAAUUGGCCAACUACAAAACAGCGAUCCCUAUUAAACGUUUGUCUAAGAGCCCACCGCUUUUGCUGGAAAUUAUCAGCAUUCUGGAAUCGACAGCGCAGGCUCAACCCCCGGAAGUAGUCGCUAGAGCCAGCAUGAUCAAGAGCUCCAACUCCUCGCUAUCUUCCAGCAUCCGAAAGAAAACCAAAGAGAACAUUCCACUUCACGAACCCGCCCUGAACGUCCUAAAUACGCUUUCCAAUCUCAAACACAUCACCAAGGGCAAUUUCACCGACUUUCUGCCCGAGCGCCGAACCUUGCGAAGCAAAGAUACUUCGUUAUCCACCAGCGGAAACUCCUCCGGGUACCUUCAAACGUUGGACUGCAUCAUGAGCACUAGAUUUUUCGAAGAGUCCAUGUACUAUUUGUUAACGUAUGGAGCCCAUCAGGACGUGACGAACUUCUUGAUCAAACAUCGCCAAAUUCUCCCGGCCAUGAAGUACGCCCUGAUGCAGCAGGUCGAUCCGGAAGUUCUACUGCAAACAGUCAUAUUACCGUACCUCAAAACGGGUCGACUGGAGAACGUGAUCCAAGUGAUGAGCAGCAUGGACGAGACGCUGCUGGCCUGGAAAGCCUACAUCAUCUACACCUGCCGCUACCUGGAGACGAAUCGAAUGCUGAACUGUCUGUAUAACCUGCAGCUGCUGCUGGGCGAUCCGAUCCGAGCGAGCAUGACCUGCGUGCGGUUCUACUCGAUGGACGCGAAGAACUUCACCGAUCUGGAGGCGAACACGUUCCACCUGAAGAACAGUGCCGCGCACCUGCAGUCCGAGCUGGAGUCGUGCAACUGGGAGGAGAUCAGCGUGGAGAGCAUCAGCGAGCGGAACGAGACGCACAAGAGUCUGCUCAUGAAGAUGGAACCGAAGGAGCUGAACAACCACAUCAACACGAUACUGCGCCAGCUGGAGGUCACCAAGUUUCUGGCGAAUUGUGAAGCCAAGGGGAAGGAUGUGAUCGGAUUGCUGCCGAAGCUAUUUAUCGAAUACCAAAAAGUGCCAACCCUAUUCGGAACGGUCCAUGAGAAACUUCAACUGGCGGUUUUGAUCCUAGUUUGCGGGAAGAACAUCGAGGAAGGUUUUGGGUUAUCCUACAGGGUAAUUCAAGACUUCAACCUGAACAGCCUCCGGGUGUACAGUCUGACGGCGAAGCACUUCAUCGGGGAUUCCCAGGUGGAGGAGGUAGACAAGCUGCUGCAGGCGAUCGUCAGCAACAGUGCCGCCACGGUGGACACGAACAGUUUCUGUGACGAGCUGAUAAAGAAUGCGGUAGAGACGGCCAUCUCGAUCCAUGGGAGCAGUUCGCACGUAAAAACCGCCCUGGAGGGACUGAUCAAGCGCAUCAGCGAGGUCGGACUGAAAGUUCAUUGCUACAUCGUGACCGGCCAGUUGAAGACGGCGUAUCUGUAUGCUAACAAGCAUGGCCGAAUCGGUGAUAUUAGGAAGAUACUGCGACAGGCUGAAGUACUGAACCAAGUGCAUGUGAAGAGGCUGUGCGAAUCGAAGCUGGCCACCGAGGGCGGCCUGCGAAAGUAGAAUUGUGUACGUUAUUCAAGCAAUAUCAUUAUUAUUCAUUGUGUUGAUAUUUUAUGAAGAUUAUAUUAUUGAUAUAAAUAAAUGUUUACUGUUUCUUUAAGUUGGA
Messenger RNA from Armigeres subalbatus, 6868 nucleotides. RefSeq names its product zinc finger FYVE domain-containing protein 26 homolog (gene Sptz). Gene Ontology annotation, molecular function: metal ion binding; phosphatidylinositol-3-phosphate binding. Gene Ontology annotation, cellular component: centrosome; midbody; lysosomal membrane. Gene Ontology annotation, biological process: regulation of cytokinesis; mitotic cytokinesis; double-strand break repair via homologous recombination. Bases 292 to 6762 code for a protein of 2156 amino acids. The record is from RefSeq and is a predicted model, not a curated record. The transcript is spliced from 4 exons. NCBI's taxonomy places the organism in Eukaryota, Metazoa, Arthropoda, Insecta, Diptera, Culicidae.